AUGAAAAAAGGAGCAGAUCCAGUUCUUGUAUUUUGGAAGGCUUUCGGUAUUUUCUAAGAGGGCAGUGUAACUGAGGCCAUUCGCGAACUUUCAAGAGUUUAGGAAAGGAGGGAAGUCCAAUUCGCAGCUGCCACCGCUCUUAUCUACUAUCACGAGAGAUGCAGACAUAUCGAUUAGGAGACAAUCGAUACACUUACAAUAACUCUUGAUGAGAAGGAGUCAAUGGCAUCCGAUAAAGACUUAAUCUCAGCUGCCACCUUCUUAUGGCACACUCAACAGUUUAAGAAAGCUGGCUAAGUUGUUUAAAAGGUUAUGGACAAUAAUGCAAACUCAUUGGCAGCUCAGACUAUUAAGGGUUGGAUCUACCUUUCAGCCCCCAAAGAAGAAUACUAGCAGAAGAGUCUGUAGUUCUUUGAAAAUGUGCUUAAUGAAGAAGAGGGAGGCAACCACAAGUAUCUCGAAGCUAUGCUUGGAAGAGCUAAGGUCUAUGAAAAGCAAAAGAAGUACGAUAUAGCUCUGGAAAUUCUUAGUGAAGUCAGCGUCUGCUAUAAGAGCUUUAACCCUGCUUUCAUCGAGAAGUCAAAGAUUCAUAUAUUUAAUGGAGACUGGGAUCAAGCACUCGAAACUAUUUAGAAGGUUAUGAUUGAGGAAAGGUAAAAUGUUGAAGCACUUAGAAUCUACAUUUUCUACCUUUUAUCAAGAGAGACAGAUCUAGCUUUAGUUGUUGAUAAAAUGACUGAUCUUUUAGAGGCAAUGAGACAACAAGAACCUAAGAAUGCAGAACUCUACUACAAUCUCUCUAGAUUAUUUGCUAGAUUCUGCGGUAGAAAAGAAGUAGUACUUAAAAAGACAAUGUAAAUGCUAGAAUUAGCAAUCUCUCUCAACCCAGAAAACUCACUGUUCCAUUCUGAAGUCGGUUACUAAAAGCAAAUGCUAGGUGACUACGCUGGAGCAUACACCACUUAUCAAAAGGCAACAUCUCUAGAUGAGACUAAUAUGACUCCUCUCUACGGUAUGAUUUACUGCCGCAUUAGACAGGAAAUGCUUGAUGAUGCUGAACAGCAACUAGAAUUCUUAAAUGAAAUAGGAGAUUCACUUGGCAAGACUGCUGAUCACGUUUAUCUGGAGGCAAUCAUUGAGUGGAGGAAAAAGGGUAACAGAGACAUUGCAAUCAAACUGCUUGAUUAAGCUUUGAACUUACACAUCUCCUCUACUAAGACUGCAAGCGGCAAUCUCGAGUUCUACAUUAAACUGAACGCUGACUUCCUUAUGGAACUUGCUUAGGAAUAUUUAGUGCACUGCGGAUCUAAACCAAUCCUUGCUAACUCUCAACCACCUAAGUACUUAAUUAAAGCCAUCAAACUACUUGAAAAUGUAACAAAGUAAAACUGCGGACUCACUGAUGCACAGCUCUUACUAGCUAAGGCUAAAUGGCUAGCUAAUGAUACUAAUUCAGCUCUGAGAGAGUUAUAUAACUGCUUAUAGAAAGAUCCAACUAUGGUAGAAGCACAUGUGCUAGCUGCUUUAAUUAACUGUGAAUCAGGGAAUACUAGAGCUGCUGAAAAUGCCCUAGAGUAAGCAUUUGCUUAGGAUUUCAAGAUCAGAGAGAAUCCAGUAUUCAUGUUAAUGAGAUCAGAAGUAGAAAUGAAGUAAGCCAAGUGGGGUGAAGCAGUAAAAACUCUAGAGUAAGCUUAUGAGUUACCAGGAGUUAAAGAUCAAUUGAUGGUAGGAGACUCUAAAGCUAAGAAAUACUCUUUGCCCUUCGGUCAAGAAGAAAGAGCCAGAAUCUUCCUUAACCUAGUUCAAGCUCAUUGUGAGAACAAGAACUUUGAUGCAGCUAAGAGGAUCUUGUCAAGAGCAGUUGGAGAGUUCUCAGGAACUCCAGAGGAAGUAAGAGUGAUGCUAGCAUAAUCAGAUCUUGCCAUGAAAAUGGGAGACACAAAGAAGGCACUAAACAUGCUUAAGAAGAUCACACCUGAUAACCGCAGUUUCGUUCAGGCAAAAAAGAAGCAAGCACAGUUAUAUCUCGAUGAGUUGAAGGACAGAAAUAACUACACCAGAUGUUACCUUGAGAUACUAGAUGCUGAUGCCUCAGUCAACAACUACAAGAUGGUAGCAUAGGCACUCAUGGACAUCCAAGAACCUGAAGAUGCUAUUCAAUAUUACGAGAAGGCACUAGAAUUAGAUCCAGAUGAUAACAUAUUGGUAAGAGAAGUGGGAAGAGCUCUAGUUAUGACUCAUGACUAUAAGAGAGCCAUCAAAUUUAAUGAUGACUUCUAGCUUGACCUCAGAACUGAUCUAGCUGAUCUCUAUAUUAAAUUAAGAGCUUAUGAGGAUGCUAAGAGAGUUCUCAUAGAAGCCUUGAAAUUCUUGAAAGAUUAGAAACCUGAUAUUGACAUGAAGUCCAAGAAUGUUCACUAUCUUCUGAUGAUGUCUAAAGUGUUCUUAGAGGAAGACAUGCAGAGCCCAGAUUGGAGAUUCAAAGAGAAUAUCGAUGCCAAGCAAGCACUUAUAGAGGCAAGAGCUCUAUAGACCGAGGUAAUUGAACUUUGCAGAGAACUGUCUAGCGACAGACUAGAUCAGGAGAGGCAUCUCGCAGCUGAGAUCUCAUUCAAACUUGCUAAAUAUCUCGAAGAAAGAGAUGGCAAUCUAGCUGAUGCCAUUACUGCUUAUAACGACUGUCUCUCAAGGAAGGAAGAUCAUCAGGAUGCCAUAUUCUCACUUGCUAGAUUAUACCAGAAUAUGGGAAACAAUGAUCAGUGCACCUCUUACUGCUACAGGCUGCUCAAGAUCGAUCCUAGCAAUCAUAAUGCUUCAUACAUGCUUGCUAAUCUGAUGCUAAUGAAGGAAAAGACCGAUGAUGCCAUCCAGAUUUACAUGUAACUUCUAGACAAGAAGCCAGAUAAUUUUAAUGCAUUAGCUUAACUUAUUGAACUCCUUAGAAGAGCUGGAAGACUGCCAGAUGUUCCAAAGUACCUAGAUAAAGCUGAAAAAGCAGCAGCAAGAUCUUCAAUGGCCGGCUUAGCCUUUACUAAGGGUCUUUACCACAGAUACCAAGGAGAGCCACAAGCUGCUCUAAAGGAACUAAAUAUAGCCAGAUUCGAUAGUUUCUUUGGAGAAGCUGCCAUCUCAAACAUGAUCGAUAUAUAUCUAAACCCCAUUAACGACAUGAUUUAUAGUUCAGUCGAGACUUCCGACUAUCAAACCUCUCCAGAUAAUAUCCGAGCUGCUUAGGAUCUGAUCCGUGAGCUAAACAACCGUGGAGUAGAUACUUCCAUUAUUGAGUGCAAUGCUCUCAUCCAUACUAAGAAUAAGGGAAGUUUAGAACUAGCUGCUAAGAAGCUUUAAGAUAUUCUUAACAAAAACAAGGAGUAUGUUCCUGCUCUAGUAAACAUGGCACUCUGCAAAUUCUUAUAGAAGAAAACUACUGAUGCCAGAAAUUAUCUGAAAACCUGCCUUAAGAACGAGUUCUAGCUGUAGUUCGCUGAAUACUAUGAAAAGGCUUGGCUACUGCUAGCAGACUUCUUUAUCUCUAACAAUAAGUAUGAUUUAGCUGAGGCUGAACUUGGAAAAUGCCUGAAAUAUAACAAAUCAAUGUCCAAGGCUGAGGAAUUUAUGGGUUUUAUUAAGGAAAAGGAAAAAAUAUAUGUAGAUGCAGCGGGACACUAUGAAGUGGCUUGGUAGAUGAGUAAUAAAAGAAAUGCAACCGUUGGGUUCAGACUCGCUUUCAACUACAUGAAGGCCAACAGAUUCAUCGACGCGAUCGACGUGGGGAAGGACAUACUGAAGGUGUACCCCGAGUACCCGAAGGUGCACACUGAUAUAAUAGCGAAGGCGAGGUCGAUGAUAAAGGCAUGA
Stylonychia lemnae is the source of this 3858-nucleotide messenger RNA. The record is from the annotation of a GenBank genome assembly. Lineage: Eukaryota; Ciliophora; Spirotrichea; Sporadotrichida; Oxytrichidae.